Molecule: messenger RNA, 1115 nt
Organism: Sesamum indicum (sesame)
Lineage: Eukaryota; Viridiplantae; Streptophyta; Magnoliopsida; Lamiales; Pedaliaceae
Source: RefSeq, a predicted model, not a curated record
AUGAAAGUUUUUUUGACAUUAUACUUGUUACAGAACACAGCUUUCCAGCAGAAAGUAUAUCCUUCCAGAUUAAGCUCAAUGACCAUACAUUCAAGAUCCGCAUCAAGUCCUCAUGGAUCUUUAGCUAAAUUGGAACUUAGUGAUGGGAAUAGCUUGUACGCCAAAUUAGUGGUUGGAGCUGAUGGGUCCAAAUCACGAGUUAAGGAUUUAGCGGGAAUAAAUCCAACUGGAUGGAAAUAUUCUCAGAAUGCAAUUAUAUGUACUGUAGAGCAUAUGGAGGAAAACCAUUGUGCUUGGCAAUGUUUUCUCCCUAAUGGCCCUAUUGCACUUCUGCCAAUUGGGGACAAUUUCAGCAAUAUCGUCUGGACAAUGACCCCUGAAGAGUCAUUGAACCGCAAAUCCAUGUCAGAAGUUGAUUUUGUGAGAGAAAUAGAUCGUGCUCUUGACAAUGGCUAUGGCCCACAUCCAAAUUCUCAACUGUUUGGUGGCAGAGCUGCAUUCUCUUGGCUCACUGGAGACACAACAGUAUCCGCCAAUGAGUGUUUUGAAGUUCCUCCCAGAGUGACUAAAGUAGCCUCCGAAAGAAUGGUGUUUCCAUUGUAUCUGAAUCAUGGUACUAGCUAUGCAUUAACACGUGUUGUUCUUAUCGGUGAUGCUGCACACACUGUUCAUCCUUUGGCUGGUCAAGGAGUUAAUAUGGGAUUUGGAGAUGCAUUCUCUCUUUGAAAGGUUAUUGCUGAAGGCAUUGCAGUUGGAUCUGAUAUUGGGGAGGUGUCAUUGCUAAGAGGAUAUGAAUCAGACAGGAGACCUGCAAACUUGACAAUGAUGGCAAUUCUGGAUGGCUUUCAGAAGGCAUAUUCCGUUGAUUUCAGACCACUCAAUGUACUGAAAGCUGCUGCAUUCCAAGGGGCUCAUUAUAUUUCACCAUUGAAAAGGCAAAUAAUCUCGUAUGCAUCUGGUAACCAAGCUUGUACACUCGUUUAAGGAAGGUUCGGAGGAAUGGUCCAAGAAGGCGGUAGAGCUUGAGGAGUCAUGAAGACUUUAGAAGUAAGUUCUAUUUGUAAUUUAUUUAUCCAACAAUGGCGAAUGAUGCACACUACACUAAUUCCUCUUCU